AUUUAUUAACCGACAGAAACGAUGCUCCGUUCAAUGAGUCGGUCCAGUGAGUUGACUCGAGGACGGUUCCGUGAACCGGGUUCAUCUCGUCUGCGUCGCACAUGAUACAAGUAUUGUCAGACAUCGAAGAAAUGCCAUUUAGCACCGCUUGAAACUUGUCACUUGAAUUGAAAUCCGAGUACAAUGAUGGACAAAAUCAUUUUCACAUCUGUCGAGCCAAGCCUUCACAGUAAAGUAAUGAAACCCCAACGCACUAGGAUGAGAGCUGUAUCGGCAAUGGUUUUUCUGGCCUUAUGUGCGCUGCUGGUUAUAAUCUACCAGGCCGUACAGCAGGAGCUUAACAUCCGCAACAUGAACAAACGCAUUACUGUUUCCAGUCAACAGGUGAAGCUGAAGGAGGAUGGGAUCCUGGCGGCCAAGACCAAAGUGGAAGAGCUGAAUAAACAACUUAAUCCUCUGAUCACACAGAGGGAUCAACUUAAAAAACAGAAGGACGACAUUAAGAAAGGCAAUGCUAAUUCUGAAAAGGAACUAGGCACCUGCCAAGCUGAGAAGGGUAAAUUAGAGAAGCAGAAAAACGAAGCAAAAGAUUCACUCCAGAAACUAAAGGAUGACCAAGAAGCCGAGAGGAAGAAAUCUGAGGAGGAGAUUGAGGGUCUGAAACAGCAAGUUCUAGAGAGAGAUUUAAAAAUCUGCAAAUUUGUGGAUAUUACACUGGAUGAGCCAAAGAAGUUGUGCGCUGGUACAAUUUGAAGGAGCUUUGUGGAGGAAUCUGGAGUGCUCAGGAAAAAUGUUCUGAAUGGAACUGUGUAUAGCUUUUUUUUUCCUUCAUACUGCUCUUUUGACUUUGGUAAAUAUGUUUUUUCAUUAAAAAAUGAGGAAUGUUUCCUAAUAAACAGUGCACUAAAUGUGUAAUGAUGACAGAUGUGAAAAAAGCCUCUUUGGUUUUUGUAUAAUUUUUCACAUUUGCAAAACCCCAAUUUUUUAAGGAAGUGCCUGCAUGGUUAUUCUGUGUACAUUACUUUUCUAUUUAAAUUCAAUGUUCAUUUUGUGCUUCCAUUGUAUGUGCUUAUACAAAUGUAAGGCAUUGUCUGUUUGCUCAUCAUACAGUGUAACUUGAACUUGAGUGACUUUUUUUUAGUUUUUUGUUUGUAUUGCAUCAUUUCACUUGAGCAAUUAUCUACGGCUUAAACUAAAGAUUCUUUGGAGAAUUAGGCGGGUAGUGUUCUGUUCUGCACGCAAUUGGCUGUAAGUGUUGGAGGAUGGGCUGUUCUGGUUAAUAAAAAAAAAGGUAGACUAGACGAGGAAUCUAAAUGUUAAAGGUCAUGUACAGUUUGAAGAACCAUUAGUCUUUGUCAUGUAUAUGGCAGAUUUAAUGUAAUUAUUAGCAGUUACUUUUAUUGUGAGCUUUGUAGUAACACUAAAUGGACUGUGUAUUUGCCUAGGUGCAAAAUAGUCAGUCUUGUUAACCUGUUUAUCCACAUUCAUGCCAUUUCCAGUCAGUCUUUACGAAAGUCCUUUGAGUCACUCUUUAAGGUUUUUAAAAUGUACCCUUUAAUUUUAUAAUUGAAGUUGCUUAAUGCAGUUAAAGUUCUGCUAGGUGAGAGCCUGUGCAUAUUUACAGUACAGUGGAUACUAUCUUUCUUCAUAGUUGCUAAUUUAACUGUGUAUUCUUAGAACAGGACACACAAACAUGUUCUAAUGUGAACAGUGUUUAACCACCCUUUUAUAAGAGUAUACGCAACAACAGACUUUCCAACAGCCACAACAGAAACCUGUAAUUCCUGAUUAUUAAAAACAAAAACAUUUACAUCGCCAUGUUUUUCAGAUUCACCAUGAAUUAAUUCCUGAAAUAAAUAAAUAAACAAACAUCA
This is a messenger RNA of Onychostoma macrolepis, 1874 nucleotides long. RefSeq lists its product as uncharacterized. The record is from RefSeq and is a predicted model, not a curated record. Lineage: Eukaryota; Metazoa; Chordata; Actinopteri; Cypriniformes; Cyprinidae. The transcript has 5 exons. Bases 184 to 753 code for a protein of 189 amino acids.